CCAGGCGGAGCGGUUGGAGGGCGGGCGCCUUGCAGACGAGAAAGCGGAAGCGGCGGCGCAGGCAGCUGCUGGUUCAGUUUCUCCGCGUCUUCCGAAAAUCAGAAGGACGAUGGCUGAAGCGGGCGGACGUGCUCCGCUCGCCCCGACGCCGCUUAGCCCCGACCGGCCCCUGGGCGAGCUGGGCGGCGGCACCCAAGCCUCGCAGCGGCUCUUGGCGUACAGCGAUGCGAUCUUCUCCAUCAUCGCCACCGUCAUGAUUUUACCUGUGGCACAUACAAAGAUACAUCCAGACCAGAAACUUGGAGAGAAUGUCCAGCAGCUGCUAGCCACCAAAAUUGCUGUUUAUCUGAUGACCUUUUUGAUAGUAACAGUUGCCUGGGCAGCUCAUGUCAGACUUUUUCAGGUGGUUGAACUCAUUGAUGAUGUACUUGCCCUUGCAAAUUUGGCAUGCAUGAUGAGCAUUACUUUUUUGCCAUAUACAUUCUCCUUAAUGGCAUCUUUUCCUGAGGAACCAUUUGGCCUUUUUAUCUUUAGUAGCUGUGCUGUUGUAUUCGGUGUUAUCCAGGUGAUGAUUGUAUUAUAUGCUUUCAGACAUUCGUAUCUACUGAAUCAUCAGAUACAGGAAUCUGAAAAUAAGGCAUUUUAUAAAUACCACAUCUUAAAGAUCAUCCUGAGAGGACCAACGCUGAGUUUUUUGGCUGCCAUUUUUUCAUUUUUCUUCUUUCCAUUGUCGUACAUGUUCCUUGGGCUCAUUAUUUUUUUCCCACUUCUCAGCCAUCUAACCAAAUGGUUUAGAAGCAGAAUUCUUGGUCAAGAGGAGGAACUCCCUGUAGAGUAUUUUACUUCUUACCUUAAGGAACCCUUGAGUAAGGAACGAGUGGAAAGUUUCACUGAUGGAGUUUAUGCAAUUGUUGCAACUCUGUUAAUUCUGGAUAUAUGUGAAGAUAAUGUUCCUGACAAUAACAUAGUUAAUGAGAAAUAUAAUGGUCAUCUUGCUGAAGCACUGAGAGAAUUUGGUCCAAGUUUCCUUGCCUACUUCGGAUCGUUUGUAACUAUUGGUCUUCUCUGGUUUGUCCACCAUUCGCUCUUCCUCCAUGUGACAAAAGCCACCCGACUGAUGAGCCUCCUUAACACCCUCUCUUUGGCUUUUAUUGGUGGACUUCCUCUUGCUUACCAGCUGACCAGUGAGUUUGCCGAGAAGUCUUACAACGAAAUAGAAGCCAUUCAGAUCAGCUGUGUUACCAUUUUUUUUGCCAGCAUCUUCCAGUUCAGCAUAUGGAUUGCUGCGCUGUUCCAUGAAGCUGAGACAUUGCAUCCUUUUGCGAGGUACGGUGGCAAAGAACACGCCUUCAUGUUUGCAAAGCUUUCUCUCUACCCCUGCGUGAGCCUUGCAGUCUUCUGCCUGACGUGUGUUGUGAGUGAGCUAAGUACGUCUAUUUUUCAUCUCACACAAAUAAUCGUCCCAUUUGCUUUCCUUGUAUUGCGCAUCUUCGUCAGAAUCAGCUUGAUGAUACUAAACUAUAUAAUGUCGAUGGCCAGGCCAAAGAACAAUGUUUUAGAAGAAGAAGAAGAAGCCUGUUUAUCCCCAGCCGAUACGCUAUCGUAGUUUUCCCUGCACUUUACAUGGAAAAUCAAGAUACUCCUGUGACUUGGAGAUUUCUAGAUUCAACUAAAACUGAAUUGUUCCUUUCUUUAGGGAUGCUCAGCUUUCCCUUUUAUUCGUGGACUGGCAUCUGGAGAGAGAGUUUGGCUAGAAUACUUACCACCUCAAUAGUCUCACUGAUCAUAGACGAUUGGUGAGGAAUCGUAAGAUGCUUGGGCAAAAAUAAUGGCAUUAGCAGUUUCUUGGGAAGUGCCAUUUGUCAUACCCAGUAAAGGUGAUAAUAUGAAUGUCCUUAUCCAUUCCAUGGCCAUUAAGUGACCUGGAGGAUGUAUUAAACUGCUAAAUAAUUCAGUGUGUGUCUUGAGUUGCAACCCUAACAGCUGCUGUCUAAUCUAUGUAAUCUAGCAAAUCAGUGUAAAGUAACAUGAUUAACUGAACAAACGAACUGUGAAUGAACAAAUUACUAUCAGCAAUUAUACAAGACGUAGUUCAUUCAGCACUGGCAACUUAAAGAAACCUGUAUGUUCAGCAUGCUAAAUGUUCAGAGAAUAUUUAGAAAGAGUUGGCUGUCAGUAUAACCAAAGUUAUAACUUGAUGAGGGGAUACUUACGAUAUAGGUUUGUCCCAUUAUUGCCCCAAUAAUGUGACAAGCCUACUUCGUAAGUAUCCUUUAGAAUCCAGUGUUAAUAGCCAUAACUUUAAUAAUGUAAUUUUCAAAAAAUAAAUUAUUAUUAUUAUUGUGAUGCUGUAUUAUAUCCCAGUCAUUUGGAAUUUAUCAGUAGAUGAAGAACGAUUAAUGAAACAAGAAAGAUCAUUCUGUUAUGAUGGGAAGGUAGAACUUAAAAUAGUCCUUGGAUUAUCAUGACAAUUGGGACCAGGAACUUUUUUACUAAGCAACAGGGUUGUAAAGUGUGACAUCACGUGACUAUGUCACUUAGAAUGGCAACUCUGGCAGCCCCAGGUACUGUUAAAUGAGGAUCAUGUGGGUCAUUAAGUGAGGACUUUGCGUGACUCUGACUUCCAACUUCCUGCUGGCUUCCCCAACUGAUCAAGAGACAAAAGAAAUCUACUGCCAGCAGAUCUAGCAGCAUAGAAUCAACAAAUGGAAACUUAUCCAAGUAAAACAUUUAUUUGUGGGAAGCUGGUAUGAAGAGUCAGAAAUUGUAAAAAUGCCACGCGACUACAGAGAUGUUGCAGUGUUUGGAACUCCAGGGUACUGUCGUAAGUUCCUCUUGUUUAGUUUCAUCAUAACUGAAUGGUUGCUGAAUGGUGAAUGGUAGUGACCUGCGAGCUUGUACAAUGCAUGAUGAUGUGUGUUUGUUCUCUGCUUAUGAACUGAUACCCUGUGGAUGUAAUGAAAAGACUACAGUAGUGGCCAAAAUUGUGGAAACCCUUUGGGAAAAGUACAGUCGAAAUUCCACCUUUGGUUAAGUCUCCACGAAUUUUUGUUCUAAUUUCUUUAUUACUGUAGCCUUGUUCACUUAAUAAUACUAUUUUACAUCGCUUUCUGGGCAACCAGUCAAGUCUUUGCACCAUUACUUUAAUUUUAUUACGUUUUACAAGCUCACUAAGUGAAAGAACAAAAAA
Messenger RNA from Crotalus tigris (Tiger rattlesnake), 3190 nucleotides. It is a transcript of the gene TMEM175, whose product is annotated as transmembrane protein 175. Gene Ontology annotation, cellular component: lysosome; endosome. Gene Ontology annotation, molecular function: potassium ion leak channel activity; proton channel activity. Bases 110 to 1606 code for a protein of 498 amino acids. NCBI's taxonomy places the organism in Eukaryota, Metazoa, Chordata, Lepidosauria, Squamata, Viperidae. The record is from RefSeq and is a predicted model, not a curated record. The transcript is spliced from 10 exons.